Molecule: messenger RNA, 580 nt
Organism: Pocillopora verrucosa
Lineage: Eukaryota; Metazoa; Cnidaria; Anthozoa; Scleractinia; Pocilloporidae
Source: RefSeq, a predicted model, not a curated record
GGAAAAUCGCCCAAGGAUUUUUGUAUCAUGGACAAAGCGAUAGAACUGGGCAUUGCUAAAGAAAAAACACAAGGUGCCAGUUGGUCCGUCAAAGAAGAGAAAUGUCGGGGAAAACAGCCGUCAAAAACGCUUCCUCCUGGAUGGCUAUCAAAGUUCCAGCUUCCAUCGAGAUUCUCUGCCUCAGUAGAGUUAGGUAUCCAGGAGGGAUACCUCAGUGCAAACCAGAAAAGUGAAUUGGUCCGGGAUGUUUGCACAAGCAUCAACCACUUCACCAGCCACCCAAAGCUCUCUGAGAGGCAAUGGAUAGCUAAAAAAAUUGUUGAAGAGUAUCCAUGUAUGGCUGGCAAGAAACUAGUUGACUCAGACACUGAAUGGGGCUAGUUGGAGGUCAAGAUUUUCAACAGGAUGAAAAAAAUCCAAAAACCCAAACAUCCAGCCAAUCCUGCUGAAGCUGGUCCCUCUAAGGCCAAAAGGCAAAAAAAAGAUUUCAGUAUUUGGGCACAGCAGCCAGACUUACCUGCAGGUGAGACUCUGGCAACUUUAAAAGCCUUUGCUGAGGAAAAUCGCAAUGAAGUCAGGA